UCUCUAAUUGAACGGGCAGGAUCCAAUUCUCCCGAUUCUCUUAAGCCAAUCUCAACCCGCUAUUUUACCCAAUCCGCUAGGGUUUCUCCUGUCUGCCGAAACCAAAGCUAGGUUCUUCAGCCGCUCUCUGAGCAGAUCUUUCUCUCCUCCUCUCCUCAGAUUUGUCAACAUGUUUACCUCAAGAAAGAAGAUUCACAAGGAUAAGGAUGCUGAACCCACUGAAUUUGAAGAGUCUGUUGCACAGGCGAUAUUUGAUUUGGAAAACACAAACCAGGAACUGAAAAGUGACCUUAAGGAUCUAUAUAUAAAUUCAGCAAUUCAAGUAGAUGUGGCUGGGACUGGGAAGAAAUCUGUUGUUAUCCAUGUGCCCUAUAGAUUGAGGAAGGCUUACCGCAAGAUCCAUGUUCGUCUUGUGAGGGAGCUAGAGAAGAAGUUCAGUGGAAGGGAUGUGAUCCUGAUUGCCACUCGUAGGAUAGUGAGGCCUCCUAAGAAGGGUUCUGCCAUUCAACGGCCCCGCACUCGUACCCUAACUGGUGUGCACGAGGCAGUGUUGGAGGAUGUUGUUUCGCCUGCUGAGAUUGUUGGAAAGCGCAUCAGAUAUCGCCAUGAUGGAUCCAAGAUAAUGAAGGUGUUUUUGGACCCUAAGGAACGGAACAACACCGAAUACAAGUUGGAGAGCUUUUCUGCAGUUUAUCGGACGCUUUCAGGAAAGGAUGUUGUCUUUGAGUACCCAAUAACUGAUGCUUAGAACUGAGCUCUUUUUACAUACAUGGGGUUUCAAGUUGCAUUUUAGAUUCCAUGCUUUGUUGUUUAUGUGGAAAGUUUCAUACACGUUUGAUAGGUUACACGAUUUGUGUUUGUUUUCAUGGAACAAAACUUUGUUUAUGGGUCUUUUUGUAUAAUUAAGUUAUAGGUUACGCACUUUGUACGUUGUCUUAGUAACGCAACUAGUACAUACCAUUGCUACA
Messenger RNA from Malus domestica (apple), 968 nucleotides. Its product is annotated as small ribosomal subunit protein eS7-like. Gene Ontology annotation, molecular function: structural constituent of ribosome. Lineage: Eukaryota; Viridiplantae; Streptophyta; Magnoliopsida; Rosales; Rosaceae. Gene Ontology annotation, cellular component: ribosome; cytosolic small ribosomal subunit; 90S preribosome. Gene Ontology annotation, biological process: ribosomal small subunit biogenesis; translation; rRNA processing. The record is from RefSeq and is a predicted model, not a curated record.